GGCAGGCAGCCGCGGACCAGUUCAGUAAGCUAGCUGCAGAAGUGUGCACUCGGCAGUCUCCGUGUUUCUCCAGUCAAAGGAAAUAGCGUCUCAACACUUAUGCCACACAGCGGACACCGGCCGAACGCUGAGCAAGGACUAGACUGCAACCUGACGGUUUUCUGGAUUUAUUAUUAGCCAACCGUUUAUAAAAGGAUUACCGACCACUGUAACGGAUUUCUAAAGAGACUGUCCCAAAUGAAAGCGAUGUGAUGAAACAGCGAGAGAAAAAUCCACUCCAAGUUGGAAUAAUUCCGCCGGACGGAUAUAUCUUCAUGUUGCUCUUCAAGUUCCUUCAGGAAACGCUGAAAAAGUCGAAACGGGCUGGGAAACACUCGGGCAAGCUGUCGGUUUGCUAUGAGAUUUUAACUCUGUCACUGAAGAAAAAGAUGGCAGCGGAACUGUUUUCAGCUAAGAGCCACACCAACCUCCAGAGCGCCGGGACCACCGCAGUCAGCCCGUCCGAGGAGAACAGCCUCGGGUCGGUCACGCAGCCGCUCAGCCCCGCCACGACACCCACCACCCAGCAGAACAUCCUCAACAACAACACAGAGAAGCCCGCCGUGAGUGCGGCUCACCCGACGCUCCGAGAGAGAAACGCCUCAAUGUUUAAUAACGAACUGAUGGCUGACGUCCAUUUUAUUGUCGGACCACCAGGAGACACUCUCAGAAUUCCGGCACAUAAGUACGUCCUGGCCGUGGGGAGCUCCGUCUUCUGCGCCAUGUUUUACAGCGACCUGGCGGAGACCGAUUCCGAGAUUCACAUCCCAGAUGUGGAGCCGGCCGCGUUCCUCAUCCUCCUGAGGUACCUGUACAGCGACGAGAUCGAGCUGACGCCAGACACCGUGCUGGCCACCCUGUACGCCGCCAAGAAGUACCUGGUGGGGGCGCUGUCGCGCGCCUGUGUGGCCUUCCUGGAGACGGGGCUGGAGGCGGGAAACGCCUGCGUGCUGCUCAGCCAGAGCGUGCUCUUCGAGGAGCCCGGCCUAUCGCAGCGCUGCUGGGAAAUGAUUGACGCGCAGGCCGAGCUGGCCCUCCAAUCAGAGGCCUUCUGCCAGAUGGACCCGCCCACGCUGGACCGCCUGCUGCGGCGCGAGACGCUGAGCGCGCGGGAGGCGAGUGUGUUCUCUGCCGUGGGCCGCUGGGCGGAGGCCGAGUGUGUGCGGCGCGGGCUGAGUGUGUGUGCGCGGAACAAGCGCAGUGUGUUGGGGCCGGCGCUGGCGCUGCUCCGCGUCGCGUCGCUCUCGCUGCAGGAGUUCGCCGACGGCCCCGCCCAGUCCGACCUGCUGACGCUCGAGGAGACCAAUCAGAUGUUCCUCUGGUACACCGCCGCCAACAAGCCCCACCCCCCCUUCCCCUCGUCGCCACGGCGAGGACUCCGCCCCCAGCGAUGCCACCGCUUCCAGUCGGCCGCGUACCGUAGCAACCAGUGGCGUUACCGCGGGCGCUGCGACAGCAUCCAGUUCUCGGCCGACCGACGGCUCUUCCUGGCCGGCGUGGGUCUGUACGGGUCGAGCGGCGCCGCCGCUGAGUACGGCGUGCGGAUGGAGCUGAAGCGGCAGGGCGCGUCGCUGGCGCUCACACACACACGCUUCACCUCCGACGGCUCCAGCGCCGCGUUCCCCGUUCUGCUGGAGCACCCGGUGCUGGUGGAACCGGAUGUGUUCUACACGGUCAGCGUGGUUCUGGAGGGAACCGAGCUCAGCUACUUUGGGCAGGAGGGCCUGACGGAGGCGCAGAGUGGGAACGUCACCUUCCAGUUCCAGUGUUCUGCAGACAGCACCAACGGAACCGGCGUCCAGGGGGGACAGAUCCCAGAGCUGGUGUUCUACGCCUGAGGACACACACACACACACACACACACACACUCAGACUGGACAGAUCCCAGAGCUGGUGUUCUACGCCUUAGGAUUGCACUGAGGCUCACACACACACAGGACUCGACUCUUACAGGAGACACACACACACACACACACACACACACACACACACACACACACACCCUCUGCACUGCUGGAACUGCCAGACUCCAGGGCUGUGUAUUAUGCCACUGACAGAUGAAUGCCCUUUCUUUGGACUUAUUUAUUUUCUUAAAAAAAAAAAACAAAAAAAAAAACACCAUAAUUUAAUUCUCUAAACCUUAUUUUAAUUUAAAGCUGUUAUUGUAUUUUAAUUGUUGUUUAAUUAUUGGCCUUGAGAUGUGGCUGGACACUGGAUUUGCACUUGACCGGCUCGCUGCCUGCUGGCCUCUCGUUCCGCUGUAGCUAACUUAACACCACAGACUUUAUUAUUUUAUUAUAUAAUUAUUCAUGUUUUAUUCUUAUUAUGUGUUCAUUGUCAACUGACAGCACACUGUUGCUCCUGAACCUGAGGUCAUAAAACUUUUUUUACUGAGAAAACUUGCACUCAUCUCCCCUUAUUUGAACAGGGACACUCAGCAGUACUACACGCACACACACACACACACAGAGACAGACA
Molecule: messenger RNA, 2517 nt
Organism: Alosa sapidissima (American shad)
Lineage: Eukaryota; Metazoa; Chordata; Actinopteri; Clupeiformes; Clupeidae
Product: BTB/POZ domain-containing protein 6-B-like
Exons: 5
Coding region: 252-1877 (541 amino acids)
Biological process (GO): neurogenesis
Cellular component (GO): cytosol
Molecular function (GO): protein binding
Source: RefSeq, a predicted model, not a curated record